AUGAACGUUGAUCAGGCGCGUAUCCGAAAGGAGGGCGAAGGGCCGAAGGGUCGAAGGGGCGAAGGGACGAAGGGGCGACGGGGCAAAGGGGCGAAGGGACGAAGGGGCGACGGGGCAAAGGGGCGAAGGGGCGAAAGGACGAAGGGGCGACGGGGCAAAGGGGCGAAGGGGCGAAGGGGCGAAGGAACGAAGAUGCGAUGGGGCGAAGGGACGAAGGGGCGAAAGGGCGAAGGGGUGAAAGGACGAAAGGAGGGCGAAGGGGCGAAGGGGCGAAAGGAGGACCGACGAAAGACGAAAGACGAAAGGACGUCAUAUGUCAUGCGUCCUCCGUCCACCGUCCUCCGUCCUCCAUCCUCCGUCAUCCGUCCUCCGGCCAUCGUCCUCAGUCCUCCGUCCUGCAUCAUACGUUAUACGUCAUGCGGUAGCGUCCAACGUCCUCCGUCCUCCGUCCGGGCAAAAGGGCAAAGGGACGAAGGGGCGAAGGGGCGACAGGACGAAAGACGAAGGGACGAAGGGGCGAAGGGGCGAAGGGGCGAAGGGGCGAAAGGACGAAAGGGCGAAAGGACGAAAGGACGAAUGGAUGACAGGACGACAGGACGAGAGGACGAAAGGACGACCGACGAAAGACGAAAGACGAAAGACGAAGGCAAAGGGACGAAGGGGCGAAGGGGUGAAGGGGCGAAGGGGCGAAGGGACGUAGGGGCGAAAGUACGACAGAACGACAGGACGACAGGACGACAGGACGACAAGACGACAGGACGACAGGACGAAAGGACGACCGACGAAAGACGAAAGGACGUCAUGCGUCAUACGUCCUCCGUCCACCGUCCUCCGUCCUCUAUCCUCCGUCCUCCGUCCUCCGUGCUCCGUCCUCCGUGCUCCGUCCUGCAUCAUGCGUCAUACGUCAUACGUUAUACGUCAUGCGUCAUGCGUCCACAGUCCUCCGUCCUCCGUCCGGGCGAAGGGGCAAAGGGACGAAGGGGCGAAGGGGCGAAGGGGCGACAGGACGAAAGACGAAGGGACGAAGGGGCGAAGGGGAGAAAGGACGAAAGGGCGAAAGGACGAAAGGACGAAUGGAUGACAGGACGACAGGACGAGAGGACGAAAGGACGAGAGGACGAAAGGACGACCGACGAAAGACGAAAGACGAAGGCAAAGGGACGAAGGGGUGAAGGGGUGAAGGGGCGAAGGGGCGAAGGGACGUAG
Molecule: messenger RNA, 1206 nt
Organism: Lineus longissimus
Lineage: Eukaryota; Metazoa; Nemertea; Pilidiophora; Heteronemertea; Lineidae
Product: S-antigen protein-like
Exons: 1
Coding region: 1-1206 (401 amino acids)
Source: RefSeq, a predicted model, not a curated record